CCUGUGACCUCCUCUACCAAAGAACCAAUCUGAAUGUAAUUCAACUCCUCUACAGUCUCAUGGGAUUCUCACUCCCAGAACUCUUCAUUCGCUUGAGACCAUUCACAAACCCGAGUGACAGUGAAAUCGCACCACCUUGACUAAGCCAACGCAGGGACUUGCGUAAUUCCCGACCGACUACUCACAACUCUAGCUCCCACCCAACCAAAAGGCACAAGGCAACGACGUCAAAACCUCCACGAGGUUAGCAUCAGCACUAAUCUGAACUGCAAUCACCUACUGCAUUAGUUUACGAACUGUCUGCACAAGGCAGAUACGCCAGUGACUAUUUAAACUGAACGCAACGGCGUGGCUGCGAGCUUCUUUUCAUCGCAACAAUCCGAAUCCCGCAAUACAAACCAACAGGAACAAGACAACUCAAGCACCAGCUGCAUAAUAUAAUACACACCAGAACUCACCAUGGGUCUCUCCUACAACGUCUACCUAAACUCCCACAAAAUCUACGGCUGCAAGAACUGCAAAACCCAUCUUGCAAACCACGAGGACAUCGUCUCCCGGGUAUGUCUCCCCCCCCUCAUUCCCCUCUCUGUCCCCUCUCUGUCCCCUCCAUCUACUCUCCCUAAGUCCCGAUACUAACCAUGUCUCUUUUUGUACAGAACUUCCGCGGCCAACAUGGAAAAGCCUACCUCUUCAACAACGUCGUAAACGUAAACUCGGGCGACGCCUCGGAGCGCAACAUGACGACGGGCCGCCACAUCGUACGCGAUAUCGCGUGCAGACAGUGUGCCGAGACGGUGGGAUGGAAGUAUGAUAAGGCCUUUGAAGCAAGCGAGAAGUAUAAGGAGGGAAAAUUCAUUCUGGAGGCCGAGUUGCUCUGCACUGUUACGUAAAUGGACUGCGAGGGAUGGCGGAUGGCAUUAUUUGCGAUGGGAUAAUAUGGGAUGGGAUUGGUGUUUGGGUGUUCUUCUUCUUCUCUGGUACAAGUCUUUUAUCCUCCGAUGGCGAGGGGAGAGGACAGAGAUAGAGGUCAUUUGAGGGUUGUGAGGGUGUUUUUUUCUAAUUUGGGGUUCGGAUAGGCUGGGCUCGGGU
Messenger RNA from Hymenoscyphus albidus, 1089 nucleotides. The record is from the annotation of a GenBank genome assembly. Lineage: Eukaryota; Fungi; Ascomycota; Leotiomycetes; Helotiales; Helotiaceae.